Messenger RNA from Suillus paluster, 1353 nucleotides. RefSeq lists its product as uncharacterized. The record is from RefSeq and is a predicted model, not a curated record. The coding region runs from base 197 to 1132 and encodes 311 amino acids. The transcript is spliced from 8 exons. NCBI's taxonomy places the organism in Eukaryota, Fungi, Basidiomycota, Agaricomycetes, Boletales, Suillaceae.
GUCAGAUCUAGUUUAUAUCUAGUUGUUCAAAGACUGCAACCUAAAGCUCUCAACUUAACCAUAUAUCAUGCUCUCACGGGUCCUUGGUGGCAUAGCUAAUUGCAAGUGAUAAAGCUCCAGGACAGUGUAUAACUUAAAGAUGCACAUAUCCCUCUACUGAAUCACGGGAACCACGUUUUCAGCAUGCAUCACCAGCAUGUCUACGCUUCUUCUGCAACACCCUUGCAAGCAGCGGACGAUGAGGGCUCGUCGACUCAAGGUUACAUCGCUCCCUGUCUUCUUUCCUCUGCCAGAGUGGUCACUCAGGUGGACUUCUAGAGCUCCUUCACCGACUGCAAAGCGACCUACACUCGGUCGUAAACGCACACUUUCGCUGGUCGAAAUGCUUCCCUUUGCCUCAUCGUUCUGUAUUCUUGCUGCUCUCGCCUGCGGCUCUUUCGCACUACAAAGCUCUCCGAUGGUUUCCAGUAUUUCUGAUGUCAGCAGCUCAAGAAUAUAUACGAGUGCUAUCUCGAGUGUCAUAGCUGCAGUGACACCCAUGUUGGCUUUAAUCUACUUCUGUCCACUAUACCUUCUGUAUCGGCACUCGAAGCGGCACCCAAGAUCUAUCAAUAAGAUAUCUGGUGCGCGAGUUCAGCAGUAUGGUCCACUUGUGUAUGUAUUCUUGCUGGCCAUUAGCCUGGCAGAAGUUGCAGAUGCCACUUGGUUAUUACUGCAAUAUCGCUUUAACAACAACGCACCUGAUCCCAUUACCCGUCAUGGUGUACGCUUUCUCUUGUUUUCAGCUUGUUGGACAACUGUGACCUCAGGCACAUACACUUUGUUCUUCCUCGAUCCCUUGUGGUCCAAACGUCCAAUUGCGUCUAUAGGCACGCAGGCGAUCUGGGUGCUCGUGACAUGGGUAUUCUGGGUUGCAGGAGCAGGUCUAUUCAACAAGUCACUUCCUCGCUUGUUCCUGCGUGGUUCAUGCGAUGGCGUAGUCUAUUGCGGUCAAUUGCAGACGCUCUUUACUUUUGCGGUUGUUCAGAUCCUCACCUUGACCUUUGGAAUGCUUGUGAUUACCUGGCUUGUCUGGCAAUCAGCUCGCAGUAUUCGCUAUCCGAUGGUCAUCCGAGUUGCAUCUGCCACAUAGUUCUGGCGAGUGACUUUGUGCACAUGAGCCAACGAGUUACUGAUCGCCGCGUUGAACGUUCCUGGGCGACUUCCGCAUUACCCCCAUAAGUUGGGACAUAGAGGCUGUUUCGUAUCAUAGUCAAUGACUGCUGUAUUAUGUGGGCUCCGGUACAUAGGUGACAGUUUGUAGACACCUACUACUACUCAUGUUGUGAUUCAUUCAAAUCUACUCAGUUCUAC